Molecule: messenger RNA, 3416 nt
Organism: Python bivittatus (Burmese python)
Lineage: Eukaryota; Metazoa; Chordata; Lepidosauria; Squamata; Pythonidae
Gene: PSAT1
Product: phosphoserine aminotransferase 1
Biological process (GO): L-serine biosynthetic process
Cellular component (GO): cytoplasm
Molecular function (GO): pyridoxal phosphate binding; O-phospho-L-serine:2-oxoglutarate transaminase activity
Source: RefSeq, a predicted model, not a curated record
CUCUGAAGAUUCCUGCCGUUUAGGGAAUCUCUGGGUUCUGGAGAUCGAAGAAGUGAGUUGUGCGUCGAAUCAGGCAGUCCUUCAGUGGAACAGGGAGGCAGAGAAACUCCGCUGCUUGCAACUAUGGAUGCUAAGAAACAUGUAGCCAAUUUCGGUGCAGGACCUGCUAAACUGCCGCGGUCGGUAUUAUUGGAAGCCCAGAAAGAAUUGGUGGAUUAUAAAGGCCUUGGCAUUAGCGUCCUUGAAAUGAGCCACAGGACAUCUGAUUUUUCAAAAAUCAUCAAAACAGCUGAAAACUGCUUACGUGAACUCCUCAACAUACCAGGCAAUUACAAAGUGAUAUUUCUCCAAGGUGGUGGAUCUGGCCAAUUUAGUGGCAUUCCCCUUAACCUCAUUGGGCUUAAAGAAGCCAGGUGUGCUGAUUAUGUGGUUACAGGAGCUUGGUCAGCCAAGGCAGCAAAGGAGGCAGAGAAAUACGCAAAGGUGAACCUGGUGCAUCCCAAACUUUCAAGUUACACAAAAAUCCCUGAUCCAAGCACCUGGAACCUUAACCCUGAUGCUUCUUAUAUCUAUUAUUGCGCAAACGAGACCGUUCAUGGUGUGGAAUUUGACUUUGUACCUGAUGUUGGAAAAGCAGUCUUAGUUUGUGAUAUGUCAUCAAACUUUCUCUCCAGACCAGUGGAUGUUUCGAAGUUUGGUGUUAUUUUUGCUGGUGCCCAAAAAAAUGUUGGUUGUGCCGGAGUCACAGUGGUAAUAGUGCGUGAGGACUUACUUGGCUUUGCUCUGAAAGAGUGCCCCAUUGUGUUGGACUACAAAGUGCAAGUAGAAAACUCUUCAUUAUAUAACACACCUCCAUGCUACAGUAUCUACAUCAUGGGCUUGGUCUUGGAGUGGAUAAAAAACAAUGGUGGUGCUAUGGCUAUGGAUAAAUUCAGCCAAAUUAAAUCGCAAAUGAUUUAUGACAUUAUUGACAAAUCUAAUGGAUUCUAUGUAUGCCCUGUGGAAAAAAAGAGCAGAAGCAGAAUGAAUGUUCCCUUCCGGAUUGGCAGCAUUAAGGGUGAUGAAGCUCUAGAAAAGGAAUUCCUUGAUAAAGCUGUAGAAAACAACAUGAUAUCUCUGAAAGGCCACAGAUCUGUGGGUGGAAUCCGUGCAUCUUUGUAUAAUGCUGUGACCAUGGAAGAUGUUGAGAAGCUAGCAAUGUUCAUGAAAAGCUUCAUGAAGAUGCAUCCAAAACAAACCUAAGAAGCUGGCAUCGUGGUGAACCACUUUUGAAAUAAAAUAGCAAAGAAUUAGAAGCUAGAGAAAGUUAAUGUAAAAUAUUCAAUAGCAUAAGUCAUGUUUUUGAAACAAAGUUUUUGAUAUUUUUUCUGGCCAGUCAAAUAUACAUAGCAGUUUUGGCUGACUUGAAGACAGCCAAACUCCACAUUUGGCCCUAAAAGAGUGCUUACGUUUCUGUGACCGUUCAGUGGUCCAUAAAAGGAUUGGUAAGCUUUUAAUUUUUAAACAGAUUAUAUCAGUCAUAAGAUACUAAGAAUUCUCUGAAACUUACAGUUUCAAUGCCAGAUGCAAUCCAAUCUUGUAUAAAAUAUAUUUAAGUAUACUUUGUUACAUUUUCCUGAUGUUUGUUUCUUCCUUGAUUUAUUUAAUUUAAAAUUUAAAUCUUAAGACUGCCAUAAGCUUGAGCUGGAGACUUUUUCAAUGUCUGAUCAUUCCAAGUACACAUCACUAACAGUGCCUAAGGAAAUUACUGCCAGUCAUGCAGACCACAGGCCUCAAUCUGGCAAAUAUUUUGAAACAAUAUACCUAAUGAGUUUUAAAGACCUGGCUCUAUUGCUGUUUUCCAACUGUUAGCACAUAGUUAACUACACCAGGGUGCAGGAUUUUUUUUCUUUUAAAAUAGACUGAAAAUAUUGAUUUAAAUCAUUUUGGCAAUCUCAGAUUAUCAGCCCAAAAGUAAAAAUUCCUUUCCUAUCCUCUUCUUUUUUGAAGUCUACAUCACUUUCAUGUUUUUAUAAGGCUGAAUUGACUCGACACGUUUCCCCUUAUUGAUUACUUUUGGUCAGAUGUAUAAUUUUGCUUUAUCAGAAGAGGCAGCUGAAGUAAACUGGGGCUAGGUAUGUUCUGCACACUUAACUGAUAGAAUCAAACAAUGAAAAGAUUGGAAGAAACCAUGGAGAUCCCCAGUGCAGAUCCCCAGUUCCCUCCCCAGUGCAGAGAUCCUUCCUUCAGCCCUGCAUGAUCUCCAUGUAGGAGAGUUCGCAUCUGUGAAACAACUCAUACUGUUUAAUAUUGAAUGUCCUCCUCAUAUAUUGUGAUCUUUAUAUGUUUCCCAUAUUUAUAGCUUGUUUUCAGGUUCUCUCUCAGCCCAAUAAUGUUUCUCUUAAAGUUAACUAAAACAAUUAGUUCCUCAAAACAAAUUCAUCAUAUUGUUAAUUCAUAACACUGAGCAAUCUCUCCCCAGCUGCUUUUUAUAAAAAUAGCACAUUAUAAGUAGGAGCAUUAAUUGGUUGCCUGAUCAUUUUCCAUCUCCUUAAAAUUGAAGCUUAUCAAACAGGGAACAGAAUUUCCACCUUAAUGCAGAAUUUUACCACAUUCAAUAUGAAUACAGAACCAUUUUUGGGUAGAAGGCCAUAUGUGAGUCAUGGGAGAUGCAUUGAACACUAUAUGUAGGUGGGGAAAGUGUCCAUCUCCAGAGUAAGCUAUAUUUUUCUUAAUUUUAACCCAGUUUUAAUCAGAUGAUACAUCUCUCCAAUCACAUCUAGGUUUAAAGUUACAUUUUGAGGGAUCUUCUGUCUUCCAUAGUAUCCGUCUGUCCUGACAGUUGACAUGCUUUAGGUAUUUCAAUUAAAAAGUAUCUAAUGUCGCGGUGCCUGCCAUCUGGAACAGCAUUCCCCCCCAGAUUUGUAUUGCCCCUUCCCUGGCCUUGUUCAAACCUGGCAUUUCAAACCUGGCUCUUCACCCAGCCUUGGAUUAGGCUGAGUAGUAGGCUCUUCGUGGGAAUGCUGUAUAUUUGAGGAGGUGUUGGUUUUACUCUUUUCAGAUGUUUGCCAUUUUCUUUUCUCAGUGUUGUUAAUUUGCUUUUAAUAUUGUACGCUGCCCAGAGUCACUAUGAAGUCAGUCAGCUUUACAAGUGUGAUAAAUACAUUUUAAAGGAGAAUUGACUGCUGUUGAGACUAAAACUGCACAACAUUCCUUCAGAAGCUGCAUUGCGCACCAUUCUGUACAGUAUUAACAUUAUUUAAACAUCUUUACUAUACUUAAUAAUAUUCCUUGUUUAUUUCUCGGUAUAAUGCCUGAAAUAGAUGUCCUCAUACCCAUUUAAAGGACAUAGGUGUGUCUGCUGAUUCUAAAAUAGCAAUGUUUUAUUUUUUUGUAUUGCACCAUUAAUUGACAAAUAAUAAAAAACUUAAAAUAGC